AGCAUUAAUUUUUUUUAAAAUUUUAAAAAAUUCAAGCGUAAAGCAAAAGCACAUAUAGAAAUGGAGGCAUCAAAGAAGCUUGUUGCAGUGUUUCUCGUUUGCAUCGUCAUGAUUUCUUCAUCCGUACACGUCUCCAUGGCUGACGGAGAAAGUAACGCAGAAAAAUUCAAAAAAGCAUUUACCGUUGCUGCAACUGAAUACACAGUUUGUUACAAUAUCUGUCAGAAAAUAUGCUCCGAUGCAGGAUUCGGUUAUACACAUUGUGAAAUGAAGUGUGACGAAGAUUGUACCGCUAGAUUGCUCAAAGAGAGACUCCAAAACAUGAAGAAUUAAAGACUUGGAAAUGGACCAAAGGAUGCAAAUGUAGUGGGAAAAAGAGAAUAA
Solanum tuberosum (potato) is the source of this 384-nucleotide messenger RNA. RefSeq lists its product as uncharacterized. Bases 61 to 333 code for a protein of 90 amino acids. The transcript has 2 exons. NCBI's taxonomy places the organism in Eukaryota, Viridiplantae, Streptophyta, Magnoliopsida, Solanales, Solanaceae. The record is from RefSeq and is a predicted model, not a curated record.